Messenger RNA from Dendronephthya gigantea, 2511 nucleotides. RefSeq names its product ATP-dependent RNA helicase SUPV3L1, mitochondrial-like. The coding region runs from base 1 to 2511 and encodes 836 amino acids. Gene Ontology annotation, molecular function: RNA helicase activity; ATP binding; hydrolase activity, acting on acid anhydrides. The transcript has 20 exons. Gene Ontology annotation, biological process: RNA catabolic process; mitochondrial RNA 3'-end processing. The record is from RefSeq and is a predicted model, not a curated record. Gene Ontology annotation, cellular component: mitochondrial degradosome. Lineage: Eukaryota; Metazoa; Cnidaria; Anthozoa; Malacalcyonacea; Nephtheidae.
AUGGUGGACGAACGUGAAGUACUUCGAGUACUUUUUUGCGAAAGAUCUGGCGCACUGCAAGACAGAUUUGGGGCAAAUGGCCCAUCGAGAUAUACUCGUUUUUCAAGAACUUUCAGUUCACAAACUGACCGACCCGAUCAGUUCGGUAUAUCCGAGGAUGAUUACCCAAUAAACAAUGUUUCGCAACACUUCGUCGAAAAUAAAAACAGCGGAGAUCUCAAAAUAAACUUUGACGAAAGUACGCCUGAAACAUUUGAAGGGAGCGAGGAUACGUCCGAUCCUUGCGCGGGACUUGACCUCAACGACACGACAAGUCAAAAUGUCGACAUGUCAAAAAAUACAGAUCAUGAGUUUGGGGAAGAAAACGUGGAAGACGAACGUUUUCCUCUGCCUUUUUUAUUUAACAAUCAAUUUGUUUGCAUUGAAAAUUAUAUAGCAAAGAUUCACACCUACCUUAAAGCAUUUUUCAGUCAUCGGCAAGUCGAAGCGGAGGCAAAAGAACACGGUUUAGACAAAACUUUAUUCGCGGAAACGUUCAGAAGUUUUAAAAGAAAUAUUUUCAAAGAAGCGAAGGUCGAUACAGAUCUUUAUAACAUACUUUAUGAACUACAAAACGAGAUAGGCCACGUGGAUGACCUGCUUCCCUUCUUUCUCAGUUAUGCUAAACGACUGUACCCAGUGUUAGAUUGCCUCGAAGAUUUAAAGGAAAUUAGUGACUUCACUGGACCGGCGGAUUUAUUUCCUGAAGCUCGUGCGAUGAAACGAAAAUUUAUCUUUCACGCGGGCCCUACGAACAGCGGUAAGACGCACAAGGCCUUAGAGAGAUUCCAGAGUUCGAAAUCCGGAAUUUAUUGCGGACCUUUGCGGCUGCUGGCGUCUGAAGUGUACCAGAAAACGAACGAUAACGGUAUCCUUUGCGAUUUGAUAACCGGAGAGGAAAGACGUUGGGCCGUUUCAGAAAACGAGCCUUCAAAUCAUUUGGCUUGUACUGUGGAAGUGUGCUCCGCGACGCGGGAAUACGACUGCGCUGUUAUUGACGAGAUACAAAUGAUUGGCGAAUCCGAGAGAGGUUUUGCUUGGACUAAGGCGUUACUUGGUUUGCUAUCCCCUGAAAUCCACUUGUGCGGUGAACCGACUGCAAUAGAUCUUAUCAAAAGGCUGGUCGAAUCUUGCGGAGACGAAUUCGAGGUUGUAUACCACGAACGCCUGACACCGCUGGAGAUUGAAAGUGCAAGCUUAGAUAGUGAUUUUUCGAAGAUUGAACGAGGCGACUGCAUUAUCGCUUUCUCUCAAAGAGAGUUGUACAGAAUAAGGAAGAUCGUGGAAUCGUCUUCAAAAUGGAAAUGUGCGAUUGUCUAUGGUGGGUUGCCGCCAGCAACGAAAGUCGACCAGGCAAGAAGGUUCAAUGAUCCCAACGACAACUGCAAAGUUCUUAUUGCGUCCGAUGCUGUUGGAAUGGGAUUAAAUCUAAACAUCCGAAGAAUAGUGUUCAGCUCGAUGGAAAAGUUCGAUGGUAAACGAAUGUCUUCGUUGUCUUCCUCACAAGUUAAACAAAUCGCUGGUCGCGCUGGACGAUACGGCACGGAAUAUCAUUCGGGUUUAGUCACGACAUACUAUUUUACUCACAGUCUCCAUGAAGAAGACCUGACCACGUUACGUGAUUUGAUGAGUCAAGGAAGUACGAGUAUAAAGGAAGCAGGCAUCGCGCCUACAUCAGAGCAGGUGGAAAUGUUUUCGUAUCAACUACCCAAAGCUUCGCUGAAAAAGAUACUUGAGACAUUCUGCGGUCUGUCGCAAGUGAGCGGUAACUACUUCAUCUGCAGUUUGGACAAAAAGAUGGUAACGGCGGAGUUGAUUGAGAACAUUCCACUGGCAAUCCGCGAUCGAUACACAUUAUGUAUGUCGCCGGCUGACUGCCGACUGCCUUUCACCAGAGUCAUGUUAGUUAGGUUUGCCCGAGCCAUCAGUUCAGGCAAGCUCAUAUCAGCGGAGGGGUUGCGGAGAGUCAUUGGUUGGCCUCCUUCCAGACCAACGUCACUUAGAUCCAUGCAAGAACUAGAAGUGCUACACGAAUCGUUUGAUCUCUACCUGUGGCUGAGUUAUCGCUAUCCUGAGAUUUUCAUUGAUCGUGAGAAAAUACGUGCAAUGCAAAGUCAACUCCAGACAGUCAUCAAUAACUCGCUCUCAUCCAGCAUAGCGUUGACAGGUAUCUUACCUCAAGUACAGUCAACCGCUGCGGUGGUGGUGGGGGACCGCAGGGAUGAUAGGGGACAGGACAUGCGAGAGCAGAGCAGAAGUAAACGCUCGAAUAGUCAGCAAAGAACAACGGAAUACGACCAAAGUCAUGACAGGCAUUGGUGGGAAAAAGGCAGAAAACAAAUCAAUACAAAGCAAUCGUCCCUGACAACAAAACUACUGAAGGAUAAAGUUUUAACUCGACGUCAGUUGGACAGGCUGCAAGAGGAAUGGAGGCAGAACUUUACGAAACAUAGAAAAUCGCACAAUAAAUGA